This is a messenger RNA of Rotaria socialis, 621 nucleotides long. NCBI's taxonomy places the organism in Eukaryota, Metazoa, Rotifera, Eurotatoria, Philodinida, Philodinidae. The record is from the annotation of a GenBank genome assembly.
AUGGAUUAUUUGAUUUUGGCUAUCAUAAGUUAUGGUACGCCGAAUUUAAUAACUUCCUUUGGAAAAAUUGUAUGCAUCGUUUACACGGGAAUAGGUUUAAUCUUUGCAUUAUUAUUUCAACAAAUUUUACAUCGUCAGCUUGUACCAAUUUUCUAUCAAAUUAUAUUUCAACUUGCAAUCAAUCGUCAUAUUACUUAUUAUUUUACACGAUGUCGUAGUUUUAUCGUCUCAUUUCUAUUGGUUACUUGUGUUAUAAUUCUAUUUUGGAUUAUAAUACCAACAUUACUGAUACAUCAUAUUUACGUUCCAAAAUGGUCCCUGAUUGAAUUAACCUAUUUUGCUGUUACUACAAAUCAUCUCAUUGGCUUCGGUGAUUUAAUGCCUUGCAGUGAUUUACAUGGGCAAAGUCGUUCUCGAUGUGCAUUAGUACUGUCAAUUUAUGUGAUUUUUCAAGUGCUUGUUGCCAGUAUUCUUAGUCAUAUGUGGCUUAUAUUACCCAGAAAAAAUCGUCAAUUUUUACAACAACGACGACAUGAUUCCGAUCCUAUGGUUGACAAGAAAAAUAAUAAAUACUUUUCUGUAGAUAUACAUGAUGAAUUAUUAACAAAUGUUUUCAUAUAA